This is a messenger RNA of Drosophila kikkawai, 1096 nucleotides long. RefSeq lists its product as uncharacterized. Lineage: Eukaryota; Metazoa; Arthropoda; Insecta; Diptera; Drosophilidae. The record is from RefSeq and is a predicted model, not a curated record.
GUGAUUGCAUGCAAAAAUUGAUUGUCUUUUUUGUUUGAACAUUAGUUUCCGAUCAACCGCUCACAUGUCAGGUAUCAGUAACGGCAGCCAACAACAAACGACAGUAACCAGUGAUUGCGUGCUUAUGAAAAUGAAUGUGAUCAGACUUUUAAUGACCGCCACGAGUAUUUUAGGAUUGACGUUUCUGGUUAAGUCAAAUCCCGAGGAAAAGCUAAACACAUUGUUAAGGUCCCAAAUUGCAAAUAACUCAGAUGAUAUUGACAACGAUGGAAUUGGAUGGACCACUAUUAAUGAAGAGGUUGAUGUAGUAACGCCUAUGGUUCUGUCGCACCUACAAAAACUCGGCAUCGAACAUUUGCAAUUACCGGAUAUGAAAGAAAGCAUAUCAAUAAAACCCCUUUUCAUCACAUAUGUGGCUGGUCUUUACCUAACUAAUGGUAUAGUAUACAAUCUCUUCGGAAUUUCUCGACACGGUUGUGCGUUUAUGACAUAUCAAGGCAAAUCAUUCUUGAGUCGAUUUUAUUUAAAAAUAAAUAAGUUACAGUUUGAGUAUACCUUUUCACUAAAUGUGAUGGCUGUGGAAGGUUCUGGCAAAGUUAUUGGAUUUUUGGAUAAUACCAUCGUUUAUGCAGAGUUAGCUAUAAAUGUUAUACAUUUUAAACUUCACCUGCACGAUUUUCGUAUAAUGGAAUUCAGGGCCUUUCGAGCUGUCUACACUAUUUUUCUUUUGGAGCUCGGAAAAACACGUCUAAUCACUUAACAUCCAUGUGCAAUUGGACCAAGAACGUUUAAUAAGACAACUGACUGGCAUUAUUUUAAGCCCAAUCACAAAUGUAUUUAAGGACCGCAUAACUACAUCGAUAGCAGAUGGACUCAAGGAACAAAUGCAAUCUGUAAUGGAUGACUUUAAUAAUGAGGAUCCUUUACAACUUCGAGAGUUUACUAAAAAGUUGUUAUCUGGAAUAACAGGAAAUGGGUCAAGUGAACUUAAAUACCAUUAACAGGAGUAUUCUUGCUUUUUAAAAACUUACUUUUAUUGUAUUCUUAUUACAGAUUUAAUAAAUAAACUGGUCCUGUUUCAAAAUAAAAAAAAAAA